Molecule: messenger RNA, 1065 nt
Organism: Seminavis robusta
Lineage: Eukaryota; Bacillariophyta; Bacillariophyceae; Naviculales; Naviculaceae
Source: the annotation of a GenBank genome assembly
AUGUCGGCAAUGAUCUCUAUUGUUUGUGUUCUUUUGGCAGUCUCCACGUCUUGCAUGCCCUGGCUUGCAUGUGCAGAAGAGGAGCACAAGCCACAAUGGCUCUCGUCUCCGCUGGGGAUGCGGCGUCCACAGGGUCAAUCGAAUGAAUUCACGGUUGCUUCACCCAAAGAAUGGUCUGAGAGUUCUGACGCCAGAAAGAAAGAGUGUAACCAUGAGGCGCAUCUCUGUGUGGGACCCAGCCAUGAUCACUAUCCCCUUGGGCAUGAACCAGGCGUUCUCUUCACUGCUCGUUUUCGAGUGCCACCUCUACCAAAGUCCUACAAUAGCCAGACCAUGACCUACUAUGAUUACUUCAACAUCUUUUGGAGGCAACAACCAAAGGGAGGAUUUAUGAAUCAGUUCGUUCCGCAGCUCAUGUUGGGAAAUGUGCUUGCAAAUUCGUCCAACUAUCCCGACUAUGAACCAAAGUGGCUGGUCCUGGAUGAAUGGCAUAUUGGAGCUCAAUACUUCUUUGCCCUGCCAUGCAACACUACUUCGGAAGUUGCACCGUCAGAUCAAAACGCUAGUGUGAAAAGGAAACCUUGUUGGAAACCCAAGGCUGCCACUGGCAAACUCAUUCCUGUCAAACCAGGGGAGCUUGUAGAGACAACAUUCACACUCGUUCAAGUAACGAAUGUCGAUGAUUGGGAAUGGCAUCUUCAGAUGGGUGUUGUUGGAGCUCAUCCCAAUCGGUGGUCACUAGUUGUGUCGAGGGUGCCCUUUAUGGGAUUGGUCAAAAAUACGAAAUGGCAAGAUGACAAUUAUCAAAACGUCACUGUGGGCUCCUGUUUGGAAAACUACAAUAUGUAUGUAGCCAACAAUUACCCUUCCACAUGGCAGAUAUCCAUGGAUGUCAUUGCUCCAGCCGGUGAGUCAAGAAGAGUGUCAUGGGAUGAUUGGAGAUUGGCCGGUGAUGAGCACUGCUCUUGGCAACCCAAGACAACGCUUGCCAGCGUCGAUGGAUCCAGCUGGCAGAGGGUCAUUUGGAACGCUACCCUGACGAGGUCAGACCACGCACAGCAAUAG